AUAUCGACGAUAGUGAUGAACGAGGUUAAUGUUUUUCUCGCUCCAGAGUGAGGAUAACGAGCCAGCCGAUCCGUGUUGCAGCAACUAGCCUCGUCAAGCGACGCUGAGAAAGGCGAGAACAACAACGGCAGCUCCCGGGGAGUCCAUUCCAAAGCAGCGACGAAGAAAUCGUUUUGUUUUUGUUUGUUUUUCAGUUUACCUCCGCAGUGCUGGUUCAUCUCGACGGAGCCGUUGGGCAGGAGUUUGUCUGCGGUCUGUCCUCUGUUAGUGGAUUACCACAAGACUCGACUCCGAAUCGCUGUGAUAUCAAUUAAUGAGUGAAACUGUGGACCAGGCGCCUGCAUCACAUGUGGAUAAUUCUUUAUUUUGCAGUUUGUUUUCCUGUUUGUGAGUACCUCGGGCUGUAAAUUCAGUAAAACAUACAAACAGGACCAAGCGGACACUUGUUGAAAUACAAUUCACCGAGAAAAAAAACCUUUGCCCAACUCUGCUUUGAGCUCGGGUAAUAUCAGCGGCGAUAUUUAGCUGACGAGACUGACAACUUUCUCCUACACCAGCAACAGAUCACCUGGCAUUAACUGAUUCUAGUGCAUGUGUGUUGGAUGUCGACCGAAGCCGAAUGUCCACGCGUUGGUGAAGUGCGUUUGUCCGUGCUGUUGAGAUGCAUCUGACAGCAGCUAAGCGAACUUAGCUAGCUGUGGCUGUAGCGUUAUGUUAGCACUGUCAGCUAGCCAAAUGUCAGCGUCGGAUUCAAACAAGUGGUUCGCUGGAAGUGUGUCAAUACGAAGCUGUAUCACACAAUUAACUUCUUUUAACCCACAAACAAUUCUCCGAGAAAGUCGUUGAAGUUGAACUACAAGCACAGAUAACUUGCAAAAGAUUUUGUAAUACCCGUCAUCAAGGCACAAGAAGCUAAGUUUGUACUGACGGCAGCUUUAACGUUAGCGUAGCUACGUUAGCUUGUAUCAGACAUUACACUAAGUUAACAGUCAGGUCUGAAAGUGCAGCCAGCCCCGUUAACUCUCAAUCAACUUUCACAAAUAACCAGUCAUGUGUGUUGUGCUUUAAAAUCCCUAAUGGGCUCACUGUGAGAAAAACAGACUCCCUGCGCCGUCUUCCGUUUUUUAUAUAAAAAGACAGUUAUCCCAAGUAGCUGAAGUUGUCCAACUGCGGCCCGCACAAUGUCCGGCUCCCCGGGCACAGGUGGCUCAAACCCCAGGAAGUUCAGCGAAAAGAUAGCGCUGCACAACCAGAAGCAAGCAGAGGAGACGCGGGCCUUUGAACAGCUGAUGACAGACCUCACAGUUUCAAGGGUGCAGUUUCAGAAAAUCCAGCAGCUUCGUUUGUCUCAGCCACGCGUGCAGUACUAUGGAGGCUCUCUGCCUAACGUCAACCAGAUUGGCAACACCAGCACUGAAUUUCAGGGUGGCUUUCCUUCAGGAUUGGACCCAGUCAGAGGCACCCGCCACCAUGGGCUGGUCGAGAGGGUCCACAGGGAUCGCAAUCGAAUAAACUCUCCUCAUCGCAGACCCAUCGACAAGCAUGGUCGGCAAAUAGAGAGUUCUCCCUAUGGAGCAGUGUACCUGUCCCCACCUCCAGACAAUAAUUGGAGAAGGGAACAGCAGCCAUGGACUGAGGAAAAACGGCCUGGGUUUAGAUUAUUAUCCCAACUCAACAGAACCAAUUCAGACUCAGCUCUCCAUACGAGCGCUAUGAACCCAAACCCUCAGGAUCCCUUUGGCAUGAACCAGCAGAUGGGUCGAGGUCUCCCUCAGCGUAAUGGCUGGCAUUCAGCAAGUGUAAAUGAGGCGGAGGUGGACGGCUCUGGAGAUAUCUUCUCCUUUCCCACUCUGACUAACGAGGAGAGCCUAAUAGGUGUCAAUAAGCCCCUUCCUAAGCAACUAUGGGAGGCCAAGAAGGUCCAGUCUCUGACAUCAAGGCCUAAAUCCUGUGAAGUGCCUGGAAUCAAUAUAUUCCCAUCUCCAGAGCAGAGCCUUGGACUUUCCCACUACCAGGGCUCAUUAAAUACGGGCGGCUCUCUGCCUGACCUAAGCAACCUGCACUUCCCUUCUCCUCUCUCCACCCCACUGGAUCCUGACGACAAUGGAGGGUACCCUAACCUCAGUGGAGGCAGCAGCACUGGAAAUCUGCCUGCCGCCAUGAUGCACUUAGGUAUUGGGAAUUCACAGGGACUCUCCUCCUCUCUCAGCAAUCCCUCAAUUCAAGCAUCCCUAAACAACUGCCAGCUGCAGUCAUCGCUCAGCAAUCCCUCCAUCAACUCAUCACUGCGACUGUCCGGAAACUCCCCCCGGCGACGGCCAACUCCCAUCAGCCCCCUAACCCUGUCUCCAGGCAGCGAGCAGCGCAGGGGUCUGGCAAAGCAGUUGUCCCCCACCAUGUCCCCUUCACUGUCUCCCAUCACACAGGGAGUUGCUUUGGAUACCAGCAACAUGCCAAGGGAGCCGCCCCCACCUUACCCACUCUACCAACAGCCCCAACAUGCAGUGGAUCAGGGUCGACAACGCCAGCAACAGUCACAGCAGCAUCAGCAGCCUAUUUCCCCUCUCCAUGGCAUCCCACUGGAUUUUAGCACGGGCCAACACAACAAUAUGGCGACACUUUUCAACGACCCGUUCAUGGAGCCCCAGUUCACCAAUCGCCAGACCAAGACCCUCCUCAAUCAGUUGGACCAGUUCAGUCUGUUGGAAAACACGAUGAGCUCCACAGCAGGAGGUUCUUGCUUUGAUCCUUCCUCCUCCUCGCUCUACUACUCCCAGGCAGCCCUCGCGGGGCUGGGAGGCAGCCAUGGCAGCCUGCAGGACCCGAUGCACAUGAGGUCCAACAUGCUGUACUCCAACUGCAGCGGUGGGCUACCCAACAUCAUUCUCACUGGCACCAGUAGUGAACACACACACAAGCCGAGCACAUAUGGGAAUUGGGUGCGCACCUCAGCCCUUGACCCAUCCCAGGAUUUGAACUGGCGAUCCUUUGAUGACUCCAACCCCAGUCUGUCAAAGGAUAUAAGCAGUGCACUCUCUGCAGUGCCUGAAUGUUUUGAUCCAGAGGGAGGCUUUCCAUUGGAGGAUGAGCUGCGCAUCGAGCCCCUCAGCCUGGAUGGUCUGAACAUGCUCAGUGAUCCAGACAUGGUGCUACCAGACCCAUCUGUGGAGGACACUUUUCGUAGUGACAGACUCUGAAUGUAAAAAGUGUCACCAGUUUGAAGAAGGCCCCCCACACACACACACACACACACAUGGAUUUGCAGUGUACAGAGUGUUCAAACCUGAAAAUGCAUGCUUGCAAUCUCUGUAGGCCCACUGUGCAUGCAUCCACUGCCACUAAGAUUCAGUAAAUGUGAAACAUGUGCGCAUCAUGUACACACACGCUUUUUAUGGAGGGAACUUGUGAACAAACACUGUUCACUCAUGCUUCAUGGAAGUUACCCUCACUUGUGCUCAGGCUUGUGUUUUUAAGGAUGCACUCUUGGGUUUGGAAUCGAUGCUCGGAGCAAAGACAGGUCCAGCUCUGGGACCCCUGCAUCUCAAACCAAAAAGAUUUGGAUUUCAAACGCGAAACACAAGACGAUACAGCAACAAGCUGUAAGUCCCCCAGUUUCUUUUCUCUCUCAUCACCAGCUUGCACCCCCUUGAAGCCAUGGCAACCUCAUCGCCAUGGUUACAUACCAUAGCAACCCCAUUGCAGUACUGAAGGAACAGAAAUGCCAACACACCAUUAACUUUUUUUACUGCUCCAAUGUAUCAGCAAAUGGGAGCUACGGUAACGCUCACAGCUGAGCACUGACACGUCAUGAGGUAAAACAUCUGGCAGCUCAGAUUUUCUUCAGGUGAAAUGAAAUCCAGCUGUAUAAUUUAAGCUCUCAAACAAUCAUGGUAGAAAUGAAGAUGAAAGAAAUUUGAGCUUUAUCUUUAAAAAUUUAUUUUUUUGGUAUUCUUUUUAAAAUGUAUGCCACAGAUUUAUGAAUAUAUAUACAUAUACAUGUAUAUAUAUAUAUAUAUAUAUAUAUACAUGUAUGUGUGGGUGUGUGUAUGUAUGUGUGUACAUACACACACACAAUACCCAGAGACAAAAAGGGCAAACUGUUUACAAAUAUGAGAUUCAAAAAGUAAAUAUUACUAAAGAGAACAGAUGUUUGUUUUUCUCGAUUUUUAAUUCAGAAAUAUAACUCUAAGAUGUAUGAAAUGACUUCUAUAUUUUUCUGUGCGAUCCCCCCUCUUCCUGUGGUUUCCUCUGACAGGACUGGGACAGUGUCAAAGUCAAAUUUAAGAAAGGAACUUCACGUGUUUCACAUGUUUUGUCUUCUUUUAUUGUUUUUUUUUUUUUAAAUACUUUUUAUGUACAUUCAUUGCAUAUGUAUUUUACAUUUUAUACUGACUCGUUGAAACGCUUUAACUGUUGUGAAUAAGGGCAUGCGCUGUGCUACUGUGGAUGGAUUUUGUCCCAUGUAUCUGUUUGUAUAUGACAGCAGUCCCCCAAGCCCCGCCCCCCCACCCACGUGGCUUAACAGUGAAAGUGAGCAGACUGCAACCGUGUGGACAGCGGACAUCAUGUAACAUUGCACUUAAUCUCUUUUGCACUAAUUGGUUCACAUUGUGUAGGCUAAUAUAUUUACGUCAGGUAAAAGUUUUUUUGUUUUUUUUUAAUAUUACCUGAUAUUCCAAAGAUAUUAAAUGGAGCCAUUAAUAAAUGAAAAAAAAAAAAGAGAGUUUAUAUACAGUGAAUACGUAUAAAUAGUCAUUGCACAUACACACAUUUCAACACACCAGAGGCAGGUGUUUAAUUAUGAGGUGAUGUGAGACGAUUCAGCCAUGUUUGUAUGUUUCUGUAAAAAGAUCACAGUUACAGUUGAUUAUGUAACAACUGGAACAUUUAGGGCAUUGAGUGCCCCCUACUGUUUGUUUAUUUUACUAAUGUCAGAGCUGUUGUAAUACUGCUCAUGGAAAGAUUUGGAGCACUCUUCUGACUUUGCUCCCUUAGCUAUGCAACUUUUUCUUUUUCUAAAUGAGCGAGGCCCGUUGAACAGGUGAAGCUCGUAGAUUAUGCAGUGUAACGUGGCUUUCAGGUUCAUCCUGUUGUUUGCAGGAUCAAAUUUGCUACAAUUACAAUAUUACAUAUGUCCAUUGUCCACAGUUAUGUUGAUGCUCGCUCUGGUAGAGGAGAGUCUGGCACUGUUUGUAUUCCUCAUUCUGGUUGUUUUUGUUACACUUUGCAGUCUGAGGGUGUCGUACCUGUACAGACUUGGGUCUUUUUGAGUGUGUGAGAGAUUCAGUGUGAUUAUCUGUCAUGUAAGAAAGGGGGUUUGGGUUGUAAUGAGGCUGUUCUGUCUGUUUAUAUUCAGUUUUUGCUGUUAAAACCUAUUUUUUUACCUGCUCUGUUGUUAACUCUAUAGAAUAGUGGGUGAGUGAUAGAGCCAUGUUGCAGUUAAUCAAUGCUCUGUUGUUUAUAAUAUAAUAUAUAUUUUUGUCUCUGUCUUUGCACCCCUCUGUCCCAGCCUGUUUCCUGCAGUCUAAAACUUCUGCCUUCUGCUGCCUUACUUUGUUGUAUCUUGACUUUUCAUAUUCCAGCAGUCAUGUGUAACAGCCUGUAAUAAUCACUUACCUUUAGCGUUAGCUCUGUUUGGUACUAACUGCCUGUGUUUGUUUUUUGUCAUGUAGUUUCAUUAGGGCUUUUCUGUUAUGUUUGUGUUGUCUUACUUGUUAGUUGCAUAGUAAUAUGUACAGUUCUGUUAUUUAAAGAAUGUUUUUGUUCAUUAGAGUUACUACUUUUUUUUUUGAAUUUGUAACGUUCUUAGUUUGUAACUAAUGUUAUAGUGCUCAUCUUUCUGAUUUAAUAUAAACAAUAAACCUCUUUACUGUGUAAGACAAAAGAUUAUGUUCUGAACUGUUAAGAGGAUGCAGUGCUUGUUUCCGCCAAUAGAUGGCAGCAGUGCACCGUGUAGAUUUAGACACCCCUUGAUUUUAAAAAUUGAUUUUUUGCUCUCAGAGCUUUCCACACUAAAAGUAUGCUGACAAAUGAUUUCAGAAAAUAUUCAUUCAGCACUUUAAACCGUCCCCUAUUAUUUCUUUAAAAGGAUAUUAGAAAAGUUUAAACUUGUGUCAUUAUUUUGCCCAUUAGUGUAAAUUAUUAUUACUUUGUCGUCACGUACGGAAGCGUCUUGCUGCCACACCAGCAAAUUAAUAUAAUAUUAAAUAAUAUAUCUAUAUUGUAAGAACAAUAAAAUAUAUGUGAAACGUAUUGUUUUAACAGUAAACGUAUCAUGUCAUGAA
Messenger RNA from Solea senegalensis (Senegalese sole), 6284 nucleotides. RefSeq names its product CREB regulated transcription coactivator 3 (gene crtc3). Gene Ontology annotation, cellular component: nucleus; cytoplasm. Gene Ontology annotation, biological process: positive regulation of transcription by RNA polymerase II; protein homotetramerization. The record is from RefSeq and is a predicted model, not a curated record. Lineage: Eukaryota; Metazoa; Chordata; Actinopteri; Pleuronectiformes; Soleidae. The transcript has 16 exons. Gene Ontology annotation, molecular function: cAMP response element binding protein binding. Bases 1182 to 3197 code for a protein of 671 amino acids.